Messenger RNA from Drosophila gunungcola (fruit fly), 1209 nucleotides. Its product is annotated as putative gustatory receptor 22a. Gene Ontology annotation, cellular component: membrane; dendrite; neuronal cell body. Lineage: Eukaryota; Metazoa; Arthropoda; Insecta; Diptera; Drosophilidae. Gene Ontology annotation, molecular function: sweet taste receptor activity. Gene Ontology annotation, biological process: sensory perception of taste. The record is from RefSeq and is a predicted model, not a curated record.
AUGUUACAACCGAAACGCGUACAUCGCAUUCGCCGGAGUUUGUGCCGUUUCACCCAGAAGGCCACACUUUACGUAUCCUGGGUGCUCGGACUAUUUCCAUUCACCUUUGACCCCAGGAAAAGGCAACUGCAUCGAUCCAAGUGGCUUUUGGCAUAUGGCUUGAUUUUGAACACAAGUCUAUUGGCGCUGUCCUUGCUGCCGUACACAGAUGAUCACAAUUCGGUGAAGAUGGAAAUUUACGAGCGCAAUCCAUUGGUUAAGCAGGUGGAACAACUUGUGGAAGGCAUAAUUAUUACCACCGUGGUGACCCAUCUACGAACAUUCUGGAGGAGCAAGGAGUUGGUUGCCAUACUCAAUGAGUUUCUGAUGAUGGAAAAAUGUCAUUUUAGCGAGCUAAUCCUGGAAGAUUGCCCACAAUUUGAUAGUUAUGUUGUCCACAAGGCUCUAGUGGUAGUCCUAGAAGUCGGCUCCUCUUUGGUGCUGUAUUUUGGAAUGCCGGAUAGCAAGGCCGUUGUCCAAGAGGCUCUUUGCAUCUACAUUGUUCAGCUGGAAAUUCUCCUGGUGGUGAUGCACUUUCACCUGGCAGUGAUUUAUAUAUAUCGCUGCUUGUGGAUAAUCAAUGGGCAGCUUUUGGAGAUGAUCAGUCGACUGAGGAGAGGUAAAGAUGUAGAUCCUGGCAAAAUUCAGUUGCUAUUAGGACUGUAUGGACGCAUUCUGGACCUCAAUAAUCGCCUAGCCUCCAUUUACGACAUUCAGAUUACGCUUUUCAUGGCCACCUUGUUCUCGGCCAACAUUAUUGUGGGCCACGUCCUCGUCAUCUUUUGGGCCAACAUUAAUUGGUUUUCUCUGACAGCCACGAUUUUGCUUAUUCCACAAGCUUUGAUCAUCAACUUUUGGGAUCUUUGGCAUGGAAUCGCCACUUGCAAUUUAGCUGAGUCUACGAGCAGAAAUACCUCAACUAUCUUGAAGCUAUUUAACGAUAUUGAAGGUAUGGACGAGGAUCUGGAACGAAAAAUAUCCGAUUUUUCCCUUUUCUGCAGCCAUUGCAGACUGAGAAUUCGUCAUUGUGGACUAUUCUAUAUUAACUACGAGAUGGGCUUCCAUAUGAUCAUCACAAACAUUUUAUAUGUGGUUUUUCUAGUACAAUUUGAUUAUAUGAAUUUAAAAUUCAAAUCAGACGAUCAUUAUCAAUCACCAAAUGAUGUUUAA